GGAGGAAGACGUCACUGGGGUGCGACGCAGAGAAAAAACGCGUGUUUUGCCUGUUGGUGGCUCCGGGUCCGGUUCUGGGUCCGCUUUGCGAGGAGAUGGAUGAGCGGGGUCGGCAGUGCUCCGUGUGGCUCGGUUCUGAGACCGGAAUCCUGAAGGGGGUCAGCCUGUCCCGGAAGCAGGCCUUUAACUUCUGCAGCUCGACCCACCUGAGCCGCGACCAGGAGGUCCGGGUUCUGUGCUGGGCGGAUACGGCGGAGAGCGAGCUGCUGCUGGGUUCGGUGGACGGCACCGUCAGCACCUUCAGCGUGGAGAAGAGCCGCCUGACCGGCAGGCGGCGCUACGGCCGGCCGGAGGAAGGCUGCUUCAGCGGGCUGGCCGCGGGCCGCGGACCCGCCGCCGUCACCGUCACCUGCGUGGAGACCGGUGCGCUGCGGGUCUGGACCGAGGACCGGACCGAGCCCGUGGCCGAGAUUCAGGCAGGCACGAACGUCUGCAGGAUGCGGCAGAACCCGGUCCACCGGAACUGGGUCGGUACCGGCGGCAAAGACACCGGCCUGAAGAUCUGGGACCUGGACAGACCGGAUGCGGCCGUUUUUACCGCCAAGAACCUGCGGGACGACUGUCUGGACCUGCGGCGGCGCCAGUGGGUCCGAGACUUGGGCUUCAUCCCGGGAACCGACAAGGUGGUGACCUGUACCGGUUACCGUCAGGUCCACGUCUAUGACCCGUCCACGCCACAGCGCCGGCCCGUCCUGGAGGCAGAGUACAGCGAGUACCCACUCACCGCUCUGUCCCUGCCCGGCGGUGGCAGCACAGUGGUGGUGGGGAACACCCAGGGCCAGGUGGCCGUGCUGGACCUGAGGAACGGUCGGGUCUGUGGCUGUCUGAAGGGUCUGGCAGGCGGCGUGCGGGACCUGCAGUGCCACAUGUCGCAGCCUGUGGUGGCGUCCUGCGGCCUGGACCGUUUCCUGCACAUCCACAGUCUGGAGGAUCGUAAGGUGCAGCACAAAGUCUACCUCAAGUCCUGCCUGAACUGUCUCCUCCUCGCCAGCCGAGACCUGGAGGCUGGAGGAGGAGACGCUGUGGAGGAGGCGGUUCCAGAGGUGAAGGAGGAGGAGGAGGACGAGGACGAGGUGUGGGAAAGCAUGAAACGAGUGGAGGAGAUGGAGGACGGGGUGAAGAGAAAGAAGAUGGGACAGAAAGAGAAGUAUAAAAAGAAACUGAGGGGGACCAAGACUGAGGACAGUUCAGACUGAAAACAGGAACCACAACAUCUCUUCCUGUCUGAGGUCAGGGUUCUGCUGGUUCUGGCAGAACCCUGACCUCAGACAGGAAGAUCGAAGCCACCACACCGCAGAACUGCCUUAGGACCUGGAUGGCAACCACCCAGACAGCUAACUGGUCCGUCCCUAUAACUGUCUUCUAAUCAGCAGAUGAAAUAAAGUGUUUUCUGUCUCA
Thalassophryne amazonica is the source of this 1458-nucleotide messenger RNA. RefSeq names its product WD repeat domain 74 (gene wdr74). Gene Ontology annotation, molecular function: protein binding. The coding region runs from base 96 to 1256 and encodes 386 amino acids. Gene Ontology annotation, cellular component: nucleolus; preribosome, large subunit precursor. Lineage: Eukaryota; Metazoa; Chordata; Actinopteri; Batrachoidiformes; Batrachoididae. The transcript has 2 exons. Gene Ontology annotation, biological process: ribosomal large subunit biogenesis. The record is from RefSeq and is a predicted model, not a curated record.